Molecule: messenger RNA, 1110 nt
Organism: Prorocentrum cordatum
Lineage: Eukaryota; Dinophyceae; Prorocentrales; Prorocentraceae
Source: the annotation of a GenBank genome assembly
GUGCGCGGCAAUUCCAUCGCUGCUGCGAACAUGGUCGACUGCGCGGGCACAGCGGGCGCGCAGUGGGGCAGCAGGGGGUGGAAGAGCAGCUUCGGUCGGGUGAAAAUUUUGGACCGACGCGAGCUGCCCCGCGAGACUGCUCGAGAGGAGGACUGGGCGCCCAUCGCGAUCGAGAGCCUCAACAACGCCAUCGGCGCCAUGGCGCAGAGCAAGGCGAAGGAGGUCGAGCAGCCAGCCUCGGCGUUCAAGUGGCUUCCCCCGCGGGCGAAGGGGGGGCUGCGCCAGCUCGUCGAGGAGUCGGAGCGCCAGGGGGCCUGGCCAUGGCAGUUGAUGAUCGCGCCGGUGGGCCUCUCGCCGAAGGGCGCUGGAGGGGACGGGGCGAUCGGUUCGCCCCCAGAGGUGGUUAAGUUGCGAUCGAAGAUGCGCGGCGAGUAUACCGGCAAGUGGGCCACCACCAUGGCGGGCGAGAGGGGCGCGGCGAUUGCUCUCAAGGAGGCAUCGGUUCGUUCUUUCGCCGACGGAGCCCUGGAGCGGUUGCCGAUGAAGGUCUACACGUUCUACGAAACACUGGAGCCCGCCCUUAUUCUGGGCGAGGGGCUCAGGCUAGGCACGCCAGCCCGCGCGCUGCACUUGGACAUGUCGAGCCACUCUAGCGCGCGCCUUAUCAGGGACAGGACAGCGCGCGCAGAGCCCAUCGCCCCCGACAGGUGGAUUUGCGCGGGCGCGCGGAGGGGUAUCGACUUCGGCAGAGUGGCCCUCUACGCGGUGCUCAAGAAGGUUAGCGCCAAGUUCUGGCGGGCGCACGUCCGCUCGCGGGCGGGCGACGUCACCGCCAGGAUGGAGUGCUCGAGGAAGGAGGUGGCCAGGCAGCUGUCCAGCGCUGGCGCGGGCUUCGCUUCGGGAGCGAAGAGGGCGAAGCCGACGUUGUCCACCAAGUCCGCGCUGACCGGCAACGACUCGGACGUAGGGAAUGAAGUCGCGCGCAGGUUGCAGUCGCGCAACAUCGCGGCGAAGGUGAAGCACCAGGCUCCAGACCUCGGGAUCGACCGAGUGCGCAGCAUCGCGGGCGGCGAGGGGGCGCGCGCCAAGAGGGCGGCCCAUGCUGAUCGG